AACACAACAGCACUUUCAUCAUGGAUGUCAAAUAAACGUCCACAAUGGCUGACACACGCCCACCUGACAGAAACCUGGAAGCCUGUAGGACAGAUCACUCGGAAGACCUUUAAAGACAGUUGUCUGUGUUUCAUCAUUGUACAAUGUCAAGUUCCCUCAAGCAGCACAUCACCUCUAUGGUGAAAGAAAUUAUUCCACUUGGUACACCGCGGCACAAUUUAGAUGCCACAUCACAUCCUGUGCCAGGUCUUCCAUCUCUUGACCCCUCUGAGAAGACUCUGGAUGUCUCGAGCUCACUGCCUAAAAGCAUUGUGUCCAGCAAGGGCUCUGAGUCCACUUCAGCCACACACAAAACCUCCCAUAAAAGCUCAAGGACAGAACAGGACAGUUUUAUGAAUUCUACAGUUGUUGUGAAAAAACUACAGCCUAACAAUGGCAACAUCAACUCCAGAAACAGCUGCUCUCUAUCUUCCAUGGAUAAAAAGAAUCUCCUGCAAAAGUCCAGUUCUUAUAACAGAACCAGAGACAUUUCGUAUGCUCUCUGUAAGGAGCUGAAUGAAAACUUGAGGGUUAGAGGAGGUCUGUUUCAGUCAGAAAGUGCUGUGAAAGCUCGGAGACAUACACUUCCUCACUCAUCUCACAGACGAAGUCCUGAGAGGCGCAAUUCCUGCUUAUUCCAGCAGAGACCUAGAAACUCAUCCGGGCAAUUCACCCAUCACCCUGAUCAGAAAAAAGACAGAAUGGAUAAUAAAGAUCACAAAACAUCCAUAAAGAAGGAGUUGAACACCUUGCACACGAUGACUAGUUCAGAGGGCAGACUGUUAUCUGCAAAGAGAAAAAGGGAAGCCAGCACAGGGAGUGAGAGGGAAACAAAACGGCCAUGUGUUGAUAUCCAAGCCACCUCCAGCUCUUCUAUAUUGAACUCGCCUCCAAAGUUUAUCAGACGUGCUUUCCUGAAGUCCUGCAAUGAGUCUGUUAUAACCAUAAAGGAGACAAAUUCCCCUAUAAAACCUUCAGUGUCUGAUAACAAGCCAAAACCGUCAUCCUACCUCCCCAGGCAGCUGUUUUGUGCAGACUCGAACACUCACUCAUCCCAAACUAAACCCCCCGUAAACGCAGAGCCUAAAGAUGCUAUGGUGGCACAUGCCAACAAAAACCCCAAAGCUCCACCUAGUCAGCCACAUUUGCGCAAAGUCUCUCCAAAGUCCAGCAUGACGUUCGAUGGCAUUGAGACACACUUUACUCCAGAUAACUGUGUCUCAAUGGCAGAAAUGAGCAAAAAAACAAAGGGAGAAACCGAAAUAUCUGCUCUCUCCACAAACACCAGCUCUUCAUCUCACUAUAAAGAGAGUGUUACCGGUCGCUCAUCCCCCCAUCAGCAGGAUCUGAGUUCAAGCAGCUUUACGGAGCAAGCAGGCUCAUGUAAGAUGGAACUGGAUGAAAGAGCGCCGUUGAAAGCGGAGCAGUCACGCAGCCCUGAGGCCAUUCCAGCUGUGACGGUGAAAGUAGAAGGAUCAGGAGAACACAAGUUCUGCCCCCAAUGGAAGGAUCCUUUGGAUAUUGAGCUGGGAGAUGAUUGGGACGAUGAGCUGAGAGAACAUUGUGUUAUCAGCCUGAGCAGCAGCAGCAGCAGUCAUGAAGAUGAACAGCUGCCGUCCCUCAAGGAGAUCCUGGAUUGGACUGUGCGUGUGCCGGUUACACCAGAGAAAGAUGCUUUCUCAGAGCCUAACACCCCAGUCCCAAAAGCAGCACCAGAGGCAGUGAAAACCAAAGCCACUAGUUAUAGAAAUACACUGGAGCAGAUGCUGCAAGAAAAGGAGCAAUAUCAGAGGUCAAAAGAGUUGGAGAGACAGUUACUUGAGUCAUGCGAAGAGGAUCUGAUGAAUUUAGAUGAGGAUGAGAACAGUGAAAGUAAAGGCGAAGACAUCUCUCUUGAACACAGGGAAAUUUUGCAAAGGUUCUCGGUGACAUCAUGUGCCAUCAGGGACAUCCAUCCAGGAGAAGAAAUAUUCACACCUGCUAAGUUUGGUCAACUCUUCAACCACAAGACGCUGGACCUGAGGAAGAUUAACGUGACGCCGCACAACAGAUCACAGCAAAUCCUCCUUCAGGCCCGCUCUGAGCAUGUGCUUUCACUGAUCAGUGCUGGCUUGUUGAGGAAAGCCUACUUUUCUUUCCCAUGUCAGCCUGAGGUUACACGCUGGCUUUUUCAGAUGACAUCAGUUCACCCAAACCCUAUCAUUUCAUCACGGAUCAUGCAGUCCCUGCACACUAUCGCUCUUUCUGCUGCUCAGCACAUAGUUGAGCACAAGAGCCAAAGUUUUACUGUCUGGGUUCCCUCAAUACGGGACAUCACUCAGGUUUUUGUGAAUAUGGGGGCAUCGUUCAUCAGUCUUUUCCCUCUGGAUGUCCUGCAGCCCCCUUUUACGGAAGGAGACCUUUUAGAGGACUUCAAGCCGGAGGAAAACAGCCAAGAUAGUGCAAUAUCUGAAAUAAAAGAUGAUGCCACCUUACCAGUGCAUAACUUGGAGAGUGUUCUCAGUUACCUGUCUUUGUGUACUGCGUUAUGUCCGAAAGCGUACACAGAUGAGGAGCUGCUCUUGCUACUGGCAGUGGUGUGCAGAAUUGGACUGGAGACUCAUUUUCAGUUGCUACCAACUGGAAGCUUCAGCCUCCUGCUCCAGAAUGUGCUCAAAAACAUCACGGACUGGGAUGUACAGAUAUCAAAAACUUGCCAGAUCUUGACCGAUUUGUCAGAAGACCAUCACAACCUCAGGAGAAUCGUUUCUAUUCUGCCUGAGAGCAGUCGUGGAAAGCAGUUAAAACGACACUUAAGCGUGUCUAUCAUCUCAAAGCUUUUGAAUCACACCUGCACUUAUAAUCCCCCGGGCACAGAUUUUAAGCUGUCCGAGCUAAAACCUUUCCUACCUCAAAUGCGUCCUUCAUCCCUGCUAAAAGUCCUCAGGUCUGCAAGGGGAAGCGAGGAUUGCAAUACCACCCUAGACCAACAAGCAUAUUACCUCUGCUACAGCCUUUUGACUUUGACGAAUGAAGCCUCCAAUUUUGAGUUCUUACCCUCAGCCCAGAGAAACGAUCUGCGCUGUCUUUCUUCUCUGCUGGAGAAGCACAUUAAGUGUGACAUAAGGGAGAGCGAGAAAAUGCUGUACAGGAGCAAGGUGAAAGACUUUGUUGCAAGAAUAUACACCAAGUGGCAGGUUCUUCUCACUAGGACGAGGCCUCAAGAGGGUAUGCUGUAUGAUUACUGGAAGCCUCCUCCAGAAGAUGAGCUGCCCAGCAGUCCUCAAGACCAGACCUGCAUCAAAGCACAAGACCCUCAGGAGAGUCCAGAAGAAGCUCAGACAGCAGAGUGGAGCAGUUCAGAGUCUGAAGAAGAUGACCAGAGCAAAGAGGAAGAGGAGGAGGGCUGGCUGAAAGACCCUGAUAAUCCUCAACCUCUGGAGAACCAGGUGAAGAUGGAACAAAGCGCUGAUGACUGUGUGGAGGACGUCAGUGAUGCUGAGGAGGAAAGCGACGUGCCAAAGCAACAGCUGGAGGAGUUUGAUAUCUCUGGAGCAUUGGAGGACAUAUCUGAAGAAGAGCUGUUUGAGGAUUAUGAAGAUCUCCUAAAUGAGGAGGAGAAGCAGCUUCUUAAAGAUGAUGUAGACAGAAAGCACAGACCUGUGGAAGAGGCAUCACAGCAGAUUGAGGACUUGUUAGCCAAACAUAAAGACACAUUAGAGAUGAAGGAUGGGAUGCGUUUGGAUACAUUCAUUUAACAUUCUCAGGUCAUUUUGAGAAAAUUUUACACAGCACCUUUGAUACCAUUUAUGCAUAAUACGCACAGUAUGUAAGGUUUUUGCGCAUUUGUGUAUUGUUAUACAGCCUUUGAGUAACACACGUGAUGCUUGUUUACAUCUUGUUUAUAAUAUAUGUAAUAUACCUGUUGUCCUUAAUUUUUUAAAAAGCAUUCCUCUCUUUUAAGAUGUCUUAUUGAGGGUUCAGACUGUGUUUUUUCCCCUAAAGCAAUAUAUUAUACAUACAUUUAAUUAAUUAGAACUUCUAACUUUUUUUGAAGCGGUUAAUGUGCAUGCACUGGUCAUUUUCAGGAUCUGUUCUAUAUGCUGCUGUCUAAUAUAUUACAUUAAUUCUUUUUUACUUUACCAAAAAAUACCCACGAUUUUUAACCAAGCGACGUUAAUUUAACAGCAACACUUUAAUGCAAAUACUGCAUUAAGUAAGGGCUUAAAUCAUAUCAAUUCACAGCUUUUCUUCUAGUUUGCAUCCCGCCAAGUUUGAGUAAAGACUAUUUUAUUAUUUUGUUGUUAGCAUUAGCUAGAAUAUCAAUUCUUUAAAAGGAAUAAAAUGUAAAUAAUGUGAGGUUUUCAUGCCGAUUACAUAAAAAUAUUCUGUUUAUAAAAAG
Molecule: messenger RNA, 4420 nt
Organism: Danio aesculapii
Lineage: Eukaryota; Metazoa; Chordata; Actinopteri; Cypriniformes; Danionidae
Gene: slf2
Product: SMC5-SMC6 complex localization factor 2
Exons: 22
Coding region: 144-3776 (1210 amino acids)
Source: RefSeq, a predicted model, not a curated record